AUGGAUCUGAGCGAUGAGACCAGAAUAAAGGCCACGAGCGAGGAGGCCAACGAAUGGGCGGGAAAAAAUAAGAGUCCAAACACCCCUUCCCCGAAUUUCAUCUCCCAUAUCUUCUAUUUGACUGCUGCCAUGUCGCAUUACGGAUAUCUGAAAACAAUAUCAACGUACAACGACCUCAGUAAGGUCAUGGAAGAGAUGCAACGGCAUCUAGAUAUGCUGACUGGUGAUGGAUCAUGGAGGAAUGGACCAAGACAAGCACGCAUAGAAGCUGCCAUCAAACUCACAAAGGAUGAAAUAACCAAAGUCAAGGCGCAGCAACUUUCGUUCGAGGUACAGCUCUUAGACCCGGAGCUCGUUUUCCAAUCGAUCGGCUUCACAACCUUCCUCUCUGUAUGGUUAAUCCGACAAGCUGACCCUAGGAAGACCCAUCCAUCGCCCGUCGUCGAAUUGCCCCUGCCACAAGAAGUGCCCAUGUCAUUCAGGGUGUUGCCUGAAUAUCUGGUCGAGGAUAUUGUGGAUUAUCUCGUCUUCGCCGUGCGUAACGUACCAGAGAGCUUUGCUCUCUCAGGCAAGACCGAAGUCAUGCAAUUUAUCCUAACAUUCCUCACAUCUACGUGGUAUAUCAAGAACCCUUUCCUCAAGUCCAAAAUCAACGAUGUUCUCUUCAUGGCAAUCUGGCCUUAUGGUCGAGAACGCAACGGUAUCUUGGGAAGCAUGUUGAACACUCAUCCCAUGGCAUUGAAGCACCUGAUGCCGGCUUUGAUGCAUUUCUAUAUUGAGGUCGAGCAAACUGGUGCUAGCUCUCAGUUCUAUGAUAAAUUCAACGCACGUCGGAACAUAUCAUUCGUCCUUAAGGCUAUCUGGGACAACCCGGUACACAGAGAAGCUUUGAACGUGGAAGCGAAGAACGUCGACAAAUUCGUUCGCUUCGUCAACCUCAUGAUCAACGACGUAACAUACCUUCUGGAUGAAUCCUUGAGUGAACUCACUCAGAUCCACAACAUCCAAGUCGAGAUGGACGACAAGGCAACAUGGGAAAGCCAAACACCGGAACACCGUCGGGAGCGCGAAAGCACACUUCGAUCGUUAGAACGCCAUGCAUCGAGCUACACGACGCUGGGGCGCUCAACUGUCGAGCUUCUGAAGUUAUUCACUGCUCAGACAAAAACGCCUUUCAUGAUGCCCGAGAUCGUCGAUCGACUUGCUGCAAUGUUAGAUUACAAUUUAGAUGCCUUAGCCGGACCUAGGUGCCAGGACUUGAAGGUUCGGGACGCCGAGAAACUACGGUUCAAUCCACGAGCGUUACUCAGCGAUAUCUUGCAAGUGUUUCUGAAUCUCGCAGAUCAGCCCGAGUUCGUCUGCGCCGUCGCCGGUGAUGGUAGGAGUUACAAGAAAGAACUCUUCGAGCGCGCGGCCGACAUUGCCAUCCGGAGGACGUUGAAAUCGGUGACGGAGAUCGAGAAGUUGCGUUUGUUCGUUGUGAAGGUCGAGGAAAUGAAGGCGACGCUUGAGGCAGAGGAGGACCUUGGAGAGGUUCCUGAUGAAUUCUUGGAUCCCCUAAUGUUCACCGUGAUGCGUGAUCCGGUGAUCCUGCCUUCAUCGAAGACCACACUCGACCGGUCCACGAUUAAGUCACAUCUACUGUCGGACUCCAAGGACCCGUUCAAUCGGGCUCCUCUUUCCAUUGAAGACGUGAUACCAAAUACGGAGUUGAAAGCACAGAUUGAUGCUUUCCUAACCGAGCGAAGGAAGAACAGCGGAAGUUUUCAACAACCCCAAGACAGCAACGUCAAUAUUCCCAAGAUGGAGGUCGAUUGA
Molecule: messenger RNA, 1818 nt
Organism: Pleurotus ostreatus (oyster mushroom)
Lineage: Eukaryota; Fungi; Basidiomycota; Agaricomycetes; Agaricales; Pleurotaceae
Exons: 13
Coding region: 1-1818 (605 amino acids)
Biological process (GO): protein polyubiquitination
Cellular component (GO): ubiquitin ligase complex; cytoplasm; nucleus
Molecular function (GO): ubiquitin-ubiquitin ligase activity
Source: RefSeq, a predicted model, not a curated record